AUGAAUACACCUUCAGACACUAUUUCCGAAGAGGAAGCAGAGCUUAGGAUACCCGCCACUCAACAUAAUGAUGAUAUAGCUAUACCAGGUAGCCAUGACAUUGCCACACUACCAUCAUCAUCAUCACCAUCAUCAUCUUCAACGCCAGCAUCAACAUCACCACAGCAAAUCUCGACAACACCAUCAACAACACCAUCAGCUGUUAAUAUAAACAUUGGAGAUGAUGAUGAUGUGUUGUCUGGCGUCACUUCAUUGGGCAUGGAGAAUGCAAAUAGUAUAAACUACAAUACCGUACCGAUCACAAUCACUUUGGAUGACGUCACAGUGUCCCUGCGAGGCGACUCUGAGAACCUCUUCACUCGCAUCAAACUCUGCGAGCGCAAGGCACCCAAGAACCUCCUCAACAACAUCUCUGCGAUCAUCCGUCCCGGCCAAAUGUGUGCCAUCAUGGGUGGAAGUGGCAGUGGCAAGACUACAUUGCUCAACUCAAUCUCUGGAAGAUAUAACAAGUCAGAGAUGAAGGUCGAUGGCAACAUUAUGUUCAACUCGGUGCUGUCACCUCCACCAGACUUGGUCAAGAAUGCAGUGGGCUAUGUAAUGCAGAAGGACUACCUGCUGCCAAACCUAUCGGUACGCGAGACUCUUGUCUACUCUGCACGCCUUCGUCUGCCCACCAGCGUCAGUGAUGCUGACAAGUUGGAGCGUGUCGAUUCCGUGCUCUCAGUACUAGGUCUACGCGACUGUGCCAACACACGAGUGGGUGGCAAUGGCAAGCGAGGUAUCUCUGGUGGAGAGAAGAGACGUGUGUCCAUCGGAUGCCAACUCCUCACAGACCCAAGUGUGCUGUUCCUGGAUGAGCCAACCACUGGACUGGACGCAUUCACUGCGUUCCAGGUCACUCAGACAUUGGUCCGCAUCGCCAGACAGAACAGAACAGUUAUAUGUACUAUACACCAGCCUCGCUCAGACAUCUUCAAACUGUUUGAUCAGGUCAUGUUGCUGUCCAAAGGACAGCUCGUCUAUCUUGGACCAGCCACAGAGAUGGUUGGUCACUUUACACGUCUAAACUUCAAGUGUCCAAGAAUGGAGAACCCUGCCGAUUACUUCAUCGACAUCUGUUCCGUGGACUAUAGAAGCCCUGCAUUGGAGGCGGAGAGCGUUGAGAGACUGAAGACAUUGGUACUCUCGUUUAAUGAGUGCGAGGAGAAGAUACAGCUGCAGGAGAAGAUUGCCGCACAGCGACUGCGAAUCAAGGACGUCUCGCAGAAGCAGAGCAGGACAGAGGAGCAACAGCUGACGUCGCAGCUGAGGACAUCGACGCCAUUCUUCAGCUCGGUGCCCGUGCUGACCAGCCGCUCGUACCUCAACCAUCUGCGCGACCUGCCCGCGGCCAUCACCCGUCUCUCGCAGAUCGUCUCGUUCGGCCUGAUGAUGUGCAUCUGUUUCCUGCGUCUCAGCGACGACCAGUAUGGCAUCCAGAACCGCUCGGGAUUCCUCUACGAGUCGCUCAGUAUGAUCUUCAUCGCGCUGCUCAACUGUGUGGCGCUGUUCCCCACAGAGCGCAACCUGUUCUACCGCGAGCGUUCGGACGGCCUGUACUCGACCGUUUCAUUCUUCACGGCCUACAGUCUUGUGGAGAUCCCCUUCAACGCGUUUGGCGCACUGGGCUACACGGCGGUCGUCUACUGGGUGCUGGGCCUGCAUCACGGCGUCAGCCACGUCUUUAUCUUUGCGCUCACCAUCUUCAUCCUGCUGUUCUCUGGCGAGUCGGUCGGCCUGUUUGUAUGCUCGCUCUUCUACGACGUUGGCCUGUCGACGACGAUUGCCAACGUCAUCCUGUCGCUGUUCUCACUGCUGGCCGGUUUCUUCAGACCGAGCUCGCAGCUGCCGUUCGUCCUCAAGUACUUCAACUACGCGCUGCCAACCAAGUGGGCUGGCGAGGUGAUUGCCAUCAACGAGUUCAAGGGUCUGACGUUUGACUGUCCAGGCUCUCAAUCUAUCAACGGCACCAUCUGUCCCGUGUACACUGGUGAGCAAGUUCUCGAGUCCUACGGCUGGAACGACAUCAACAUCUACGAGUCCAUGAUAAUCAUGGUAGUCAUCUCCAUUGGAUAUCGUCUAAUCGGUUUAUUGACUCUCCAGUUCAACAGGAGAGUCGUUGUAUUGUAA
Messenger RNA from Acytostelium subglobosum LB1, 2169 nucleotides. RefSeq lists its product as hypothetical. The record is from RefSeq and is a predicted model, not a curated record. The transcript is spliced from 4 exons. Lineage: Eukaryota; Evosea; Eumycetozoa; Acytosteliales; Acytosteliaceae. Gene Ontology annotation, cellular component: membrane. Bases 1 to 2169 code for a protein of 722 amino acids. Gene Ontology annotation, molecular function: ATP hydrolysis activity; ABC-type transporter activity; ATP binding.